CUACUGCCCCAGUGGGCCUUGGCCUUUCCUCUCUCUGCUGCUUCCAUUCCUUUCUGAUACUACUUGGUUAGUUUGAUCAUGCCUAGCCUUGGAGGUCUCCACUGUACCCUGACAUGACACCUCUCUCUGCCCCUGUGCUCUUCACCUUCUGUCCUGCUUCAGGGUCCCCAUAUUGGCCCUCUUUGUCCUUGGGAACCAGCCUGUUUCUUCCUUCUUUCCUAGGGUACUAGGGAAUUCCUUACCAUGGCCUAACUGGUUGCCCAGGAAACUGUUCUCUUGGCUUCCCACAGUGACCCAGUAUCUUUUUGAGUAGUGUACCUGUCACAGCCACCUCCCUCCCUUCGAGCACUGGAACAGGCAUGCCUUGGUGAGGCCCAUUAUCGCACCUGUGGCUGCCUACCUCACCCUGCUCCUGUAACUGCACCUUUGUUUCCCCAGGAUCCCUGGGUAGUUUUGGACAGCUGGGUGCCAGUCCCUUCCUGCUCAAACACUGCUGGGAGAAGUUAUUGGUGAAAUUAUUAAGGCCACUCCACGUAUUUAAAAGGAGAUUUAUUUAAUGGUGUAACUUACAAAUUAAGGGAUAGGUAGGUCGCGGGGUCUGGGGAAGGUGUAUCGCAGUCCAGCGGUGUUCUCUGGAGCUCUGCUUGGUCCACCUCUCCCGUCCAGGGUCCUGGAACAGAGCGAGAGCGCAACCCAUCCAGAUCUCAGGUCUUCAAGCACCUCCCUUGGCCCCGCCUUGUAGGCGUGACAGUUGUCAAAGUCUCAAUGGGGGUUGGAACUUCCAGAUCAAAGCUGGAAUGGCUACCCACUACAUCUCCCCCUUUUUGUCUAAAUAAGAAGGUUCUAACCUAAUACAAGACUAUAUACAAAGGAAUGGUUAUCAAAUAUUGUCCAGGAAUAAUGAGGGAUAAUGACCUAGAUAAGAUGGAACUACAACCAGUGCAAACAAUAUCAAGCAAGAAACACAUACUAAAAUCCAGAGAAGUAUAGAGCAUAGGUAAAUGGCAUGUUACAAAGAUCAUUCCAAAAGGUGUCCUAUCCUAAAGAACCUGAAUCUACUACUUAAUAUAUUCUAUCUACUAAGUUGUAACUAUAACUGCUAGUCUUCAAUCCCAUCAAAGACCUGAGAAGGAAUGUAAUGGUACCUGAGAAAUGGUAGAUGGAUGCAAGCAACUUUCGGGAAUCUUGCAAGAGUAGACCGAGACAGCUGGCAGCCUGGACAGUCACCUAAUGUUUCUCAGCAUUGUUGGUGCAUUCAAAUUGGCUACAGGCCUAAAGUAUCUGACAGACCAUUUUCAGAAGCAGGAAUUCUGAAAGACCAUCUUACCCUGUCUUGGCAGAGUACAGUGGUCGCUUUCUUUGUGUCCUGCUUGUCCAGAAAGGACAGCAUUGCAUUCGUACUGUCAGCCAUUGAGGCAAGGGCAGUUCUUUGCCCAGUAGGCCAUUUUGUGCCAAGAAGACAAACUUCCAAAUGGAAAUGUCUUAGAAGCCCAACAUUCUCUCGGGAUCAAAUUGGUGCAGCCAGGAGCAAUUGUGUCUCACGUCAACAGAAUUCUAAGUUGUUUAAAUGCCAUAUUCUCUAGGUCUAUGAAGUGUUUGAAGAUUACCUGUCCAUCUGACUUAUGUAUCUGUAAAUCUGGAUAACCUAACUAACAUAACUAUAGAGAUGACAAGCAUAGGUGACUAUAAAUCUAUAAGUCUUAUCUACCGAAAUAACCUAAGGACUAAGGGUUCACGUAAACAAGAUAAACAGUCUAUAAGCAAGAGUAUGGUAAAGAACAAUGACUUCAAAAUUGUGAGAAACACAAGAUAUUUAUAACAGAGGUAGGAGUAUAUAGUGCGAUAUGUAAUAUGACAAUAAUCUUAAAUAUAUAUCAAUAUUUAUAACAGAGGUAGGAGUGACAGUUGUCAAAGUCUCAAUGGGGGUUGGAACUUCCAGAUCAAAGCUGAAAUGGCUGCCCACUACAAGAAGUUGAUGGGCAAGCAGGUCCUUGUUCUCUCCUGUCCUUCUGAACCAACACUAUGGACAGGCUCAGGAGUACCUGCAGUGGGCAGGUACAACAUUCACCACAACCUUAGAAGGCCAGGCCUGCAGUAUUGGAUACCUAGCUCUGGAAUGAAAUUUCCAGGAGAGGCCAGGAAUGGCCUUCUAGCUACUCUCACAUCUUGAUGGUCCCCCUCACCUGAAGUCAGGUGAGGCAGGAAAGGCCUUAGAGCAGCAUUUCCCAAUCUGUGGGUCACGACCUCCUUGGGGGUCGAACAACCCUCUCACAGGGGUUGCAUGUCAGAUAUCCUGCAUAUCAGAUAUUUACAUUACGAUUUAUAACAGUAGCAAAAUUACAGUUAUGAAGUAGCAAUGAAAAUAAUUUUAUGGUUGGGGUCAUCACAGCAUAAACAACUGUAUUAAAGGGUCACAGCAUCAGGAAGGUUAAGAACCACUGCCUUAGAGUCUUUGAGGUCUCCAGGUCACCUUUCUACUUCUGAAAUUGAAAGAAUUGGCUCAGCCACACCCAUAGGGCUAUUUGGGUCAGGCCUCACUGCCUUAUGGCCUUCUUUUGCCUGCCUAUCCCCCCUGCCUUCUCCACAACUCUACUAAAUAAGUGCUUGUAACACAUUAGGUCUCAAAUCCCCCCCUGAGUGUCAAAGCUUUGGGUGUCAUACCCUAUAGCAGAGAUCACCAUCCUGGUUGCUGCUGGAAGAUGGGGCCAUAAGGUGAGUGAGCUGCAACCAGACAGUAUCAACAUUGGAGAUGUUCCUGAGGCCACCCCCUGUUUACUGACGCAAGACCAAGGCCCUGUCCUCAGUAUGACUUCCCAUUCACAGGCUAAACAUGAUACAAGUAGAUGCCCCUGUCACUCCUGAGAUCAUGACAACCUCAUGAAGGGCACCCAUAUCCCCACUGAUAGAGGAAACCAAGGCCUGGAGAAGAGGACCUGUUGUCUGUGUGUAAUGUGUCCCAGAAUAGGGCUAAGUAUCACACCUGGUUUGUCCAGAUCUGGCAACCACAACCUAGUCUCUAUGAGACUUAGAGGUAGGGCUUGGCAGAAGACACAGCCUUCCACCAUACUCUGACUUCCUCCUGCCUGUGACAGUGCUCAUCACUCAUUGGAACCUGCUUGCAGCCAGAGCCUGCUUCCCAGUCUAUAAACAUGGGGCGUGUGUCCUGGUGGCUGCAAGCUCAUGAGGAGGCGGCAAGCAAGCUGGCUGCACAGGUCCUGCGGCCUCAGGCCUCCUGGUUGCCCAAUUGGUGGCUGGGGGCGGGCUAUGGCCUCUGAUUAAAGGCUGCCUGAAGCAGCCUGUGAAGAGACAGGUGCCCAGAAGCCCUGGAAGCCAACUGAAGCCCGUCCCAGGUAAGUGUGGUGGGGAUGGGUGGACAGUGCCAUGAGCCUGGAGGCAGGUAGAAGCCAACCUGAGGCAGCACUUGUUUGGUAAAGAAAAGGUUGGGGAGACCAGGGUCCUCAUGCCAGAUUCCUUUGGUGCCUGCUACCCAAAGUUGGAAAGCAGGGCAUAAUGCCUGAGGCUCCCAGUCAAAGUGUCUUCACCAAGGGGCUGGGCCAAGGCACCAUUUGUGGACUAUACCUGCCUCCCUCCUUGAUGGGGACAGUGGCUAGAUCUGGGCCUGGCAGCAAAAGGGAAAGGGGCCUGGGCUAAAGUCUAGGCACAGCAGGCCUUUCUUUUGUGCCUGGUUGGGUGGCAGAACUAAGGUUAGCUGCAGAGAGACCUGGGGAAAAGAGGAGGGAUGGACAGCAGUAACAGAUCCUGGUCACUUGAUCUUAGCCCUAUGGAGUCCCCUUAAAAGUGUCUCUGGAUAUGAGCCUUAGAAAUUAUGCCUAGCACCAAAGGCCUCAUGAGGUGGGGUGGAGCAGCAGGAAGUGAGGCCCUGAGUGAUAGAGCUUUGACUUGAGGGGCUGUGGGCAAAGGGACCUUGCUCCUGUUUCUUUAGCCUUUUGGCUUAUGUCACUUGUUCUGGCAGCUUUAGGCCUCACUGUUCCUGUGAGAACAUCAGCAUGUCUGAGCUGCCCCGGGCUGAGACCUUUGUAUUCCUGGACCUGGAAGCCACUGGGCUCCCAAACAUGGAUCCUGAGAUUGCAGAGAUAUCCCUUUUUGCUGUCCACCGCUCUUCCCUGGAGAACCCAGAGCGGGACGACUCUGGUGCUCUGGUGCUACCCCGUGUGCUGGACAAGCUCACACUGUGCAUGUGCCCGGAGCGCCCCUUUACUGCCAAGGCUAGUGAGAUUACUGGUUUGAGCAGUGAAGGCCUGAUGCACUGCCGGAAGGCUGGUUUCAAUGGUGCUGUGGUGCGGACACUGCAGGGCUUCCUGAGCCGCCAGGAGGGCCCCAUCUGCCUUGUGGCCCACAAUGGCUUCGAUUAUGACUUCCCACUGCUUUGCACAGAGCUACAACGCCUGGGAGCCCAUCUGCCUCAAGACACUGUCUGCCUGGACACGCUGCCUGCGUUGCGAGGCCUGGACCAUGCUCACAGUCAUGGCACCAGGGCUCAAGGCCGCAAGAGCUACAGCCUGGCCAGUCUCUUCCACCGCUACUUCCAGGCAGAGCCCAGUGCUGCCCAUUCAGCAGAGGGUGAUGUACACACGCUGCUUCUCAUCUUCCUACAUCGUGCUGCUGAGCUUCUUGCCUGGGCAGAUGAGCAGGCCUGUAGCUGGGCUCACAUUGAGCCCAUGUAUGUGCCACGUGAUGGUCCAAAACUUGAGGCCUGAAUGCCAGCGUUAUCCGUUCAUCCAGGCUCUGAGACAUGUUCUUGCUCUCUGCAGCACCUGCCUGGCCUUCCUCACCCCUUGCCUACCUGGCCAUAGGAUCCUAGAGCCUUCUCUGUGCCCUACUUCCAGUUGAACACCCUCUGGCCAGCCUGGGCUCCUGUAGUCUGCUCCUUCAGGGCUUCUACCUUUCACCCUAUUUAUCAAUAAAUAUCACCACCUAUUUACCUGCUGAUUUCCUGGCCAGACUUCUCUCUGCCCACACCCAAAACUAUCCCACCAAGGCACAGAUGGGGGCCAUGCUGACCUGACUAUGAGUGUGUAGAGGGGAAGAUGUCAGUAUGCAGGAUUUUCCAAUGGGCUUUUGUUAGGUUGGGGCACUAGACCCUGAGCCCCUGGCUAUUUCUCUGGUAUGUUUUAUGGUCCCUUUGAGUGUUGCCCCUUUCUGCUAGACCCUUUGGAUGAGCAGGCUGAAUCUUCCAGGCAGUAAACUGGAAGGGCUAACUGAGCCUACAGAGCUAGUUCAUGACUUCUUCAAAGCCCAGCUCUAGCUCUUACCCUUGUCCUCCUCUGCCCCUGCUCAGCAAAGUAGCAUGAGUGAAUUGAUAUAGGGCACUGGGGAAAAACAGGUAUCUAUUCGUUUGUGGACAUGUGGCACAUGGAUGCCACAGGAGGAGGGCCCACCCAGGCAGACUAGGGUACCAAGCUGACCUGAGGUGUAAAGGAGAAAUGGAUUGGCACAUAGGGUGCCAUCCAGAAUGGAACACAUCCCAGGUUUCAGCUCCUUCAUGGAGUGAUUUGGGUGGGCAACUUCUCACCAGCUGCCUCAGCUGGACUUCAGGUUUCUGGUGAGCUGCCUGUGGGGCCCCACCCUGAGGCAUUCCUGUCUUGUGGUAAGUCAGACCAGGUGAGAGCUGUGUCACCAAAUGCUGAGGCAAGUAAGAAGGGGUGGGGUGGCCACACCCCAGAGUGACUCAUAUGAGCAAAGCCUCCAGCCUCGAUUGAGCCAGCCUGGCCCAUUUGGGAACCCCUAAGUAGGUCAAAAUGACUAGAGAGGCUUCAGUGUGUGUGGCGGCAGGAUGAUGAGAGCAGAGCACUGGUGAUGGUUGCAUCACAAUAGUCUCUUGGCCUGGUUGAGACUGAGGACAGUGGAGGUCACAGAGGGUUGUGUCUAGAAGAGAGGCAAAAUCUGAUUCAUGUAUUUGUUGUAUUUCUCAGGCUGGAUCCCUUUUCCUUCUGGCCAGGCUCAGGUGGACAGCCUAUACCAGAAAGUAGUGCCCUUAGAAUGCUGUCCCUGCUACUAAGUAAUGACAGGCCAGAAAGGCUCAACUCCAGGAUCAGCUGCCCUAUCUGUACCUUAUGACACCUCCACAGUGGUCUUGUUUCGUGCUUUUCCCGCCCUGAGGCUGAGGUUUCUGCUUCAGCUAUCCAAGUUGCCCUUGGCCUCCUGGUAGUCUGGUGUUGGAUAUUGUCCCUAAGUCUUUCAUGCCCACUCAGGUUGGUCAGGCUAAGCAUUAAGCAUCUUUCCAUUUAGCACAGACAAGCUGAGACCUGCCUCCAAAGCAGUAAUGUGCUGAUGAAUUCUUGCCAACUGGCUUUCCAGGAAAGUGAGUGAGUGAGUGAGUGAGUGAGUGUGUGUGUGUGUGUGUGUGUGUGUGUGUGUGUGUGUGUGUGUGUCCCACCCAUGAUGAGCACUGGUUGGUUCACAGUUUCUUUUCUCUUAAUGAGUAAGUUGAAAGUAAAGCAGCAGAGAUAUAUCUUAGAACUUCACACGUUCACAUUACCCACAAUGCUAUGGCCACAGAGGCAGCACUCUGGUUUAAUCUGCAGUUAUUAACAUGUUCCCCAUUAUUUUCUCAAGUCGUGGCAGUCAACAAAGCAGGAAUAAAUUGAGCACUGCCAUGCCCUGGCCCAUAAACCUCUAUGGGGUAGUUCUUUCACUGUGGCCAAUAGGCCAAUAGAGUAGGCAUAAGACUGUACAGGAAGAGAUUUGUGGUAUCACACUAUGGCAUUGAUUUCUACUGUGGUCUGCUUAGAUGUGCAUCAAUACACAGUAAAAUGUGGCCAGUUAAGAUGUGAUAGAUUUUGGAUAUCUCCUUUAGUUUUCAUAUAACUUGCUUUUUCAAUUUAUAUUAUUUAUUAUUUUUGGUUUUUGGAGACAGAGUCUCAUGUAUGCCAGACUGCUCUUAUACUCCCUAUGUAGCCAAGGCUGACCUUGGACUCCUGAUCCUCAAGCUCCUACCUCCUAAGUGCUGGGAUGAUAAGUAGGUGUUGUCAUGUCCAGCUUGUUUACAUAACUUCAUUUCUAAUAGAUGUUAACAUUUAACAAUUACCUCUCAAAAUUUAUAAACAUUUAACAUCCAUCUGAAUGACUAGAACAACAACAAAAGACUACCAUAUGUUUGUUGAAGAUGAGGGAGGAUGAAGGGCUUCUUUGCUUUUGGUGAGACUAUAGGUGGUGGAGCUUCAAUGGAACCCAGCUGGGGAGUGUCUGAAAGGAUUAACUGAGCGACCAUCACCCAUAUGUUUCCCCAAGAGAAAUUCAUGACACAUUCAGAACAGCUUGGGUCCUAAGGCCCCUCAACUAGAAAGAGGCAGAUGUUCCCCAGUAGGAUGGCUGGCUGUACAAUCUAUGUCACACCUGCACCUGAGGAUGCUACUCAGCAAUGAACAGAGGAUGCGCCUGAAACUCCAGUCUGGAUGCAAAAUGGAUUAGCAAUGCAGCAGACAGAGUGCACCAGGCCUGGAAGGAAGUUAGAAAAAUGACAAGGGCUGCCUUUCUAAUUUCUGUUACCAAGCUGAAGUUCCAUCAGGAUUAUGCAAACUCUGCUUUUCUUAAUUGCAGCUCAAGCAUACCUCUUCCCCACUCUCUUUCUAUUAGGGGCUUGAUUUCCCUUAGCCUCUUAAUUUGCCUUUUAAAAUUCCUUAGUAGGCCUGGGCACUCAGUUGGCAGAGUACUUGCACAGUAUGUACAAAGCCUUGGGUUCCAUGCCCAGCACGAAAUAAACCGGGUUUGGUGGUGGAGGCCUAUAAUCCCAGCACUUAAGAGAUGGAGACAAGAGGAUCAGAAAUUCAAGGUCCUCAGCUAUAAGACCAGCCUGGGACACAUGAGACUUUAUCUAAAAAAUAAAUACAAAUCUCCCUUGAAUAUCUGACUAAGGCUUGUACCUGGGCUGAAAACUUAAGGGUUUUUUGCUUCUUGUCUUACUCAGCUGUAGCUGAUACAGCAAAGGACCAUAGAUGGGAUGACUCACAAGCAGCAGAAAUUCAUUGAUCAUAAUUCUGGAGCCUGGAUAUUCAAGACCAAGGUGCAAGCAGGCUCUUUGGCUGGCGAGAAUUUUAUUUCUCACAAAUGGCACCUUCUUGAUGUGUUCGCAUGUGGCUGAGGGGCCCAGCCACAGCAGGUCAGAGAAACUGGAGAGGAGAUGUAGAGUAGGCAAACUACUGGACAGACGCACAGACACACAUGGGCACUUUAUCUGAGGGCCAAAACUUAAUUCUUCAUUUUAUUUUUCUCUCUACUACUUGUUCUUACUCUGUUCUUUCCCUGUUCUGUUCGUUGACCCUGUUGUUUUUCUUUCACUUUUUCUUCCCAGUUGUUCCCCUUCUAUAUCUGUCUUGAUGUUUUCUUUUUACUUCUUCCCUGAUGUUUCCCUUCUAUUUCUUCCCUGAUGUUUUUAUUUCUACAUCUUUCUUUCUUAUAUCUUUUAUAUUUCUUACUCCAUUUAUACCUCUUAAUAUAAAGAUUUCUAUGCAAGAAAAGAUUACUUCACAACCACAAAUUACAUAUUUUCCAAAAACAAAUUAAAAUCUUUACAUAAGAAGAAAUGACAUUAAGAUCACAAGUUAUGUUUUCCUUAGAAGCCCACAAGUAGUUAAACAUUUUUCUUUGUAUUAAUUUUCCCACCAUAACAUCUUCACCCCAAAGUAAUGAUUCUUUUAUUAUUAAUUAACAAAGUUUAAACAAGUCAAAUAUAUUUCAGCCAGUUCCUUUUGUACUGGCAGGCAGCUGUUUGCGGUUUCAGUAUAGCAGAUUCCUCUCUUAUUUCUACUCUACAAAACUUUACUCAAAUGGUUUAGCUAACCAUCUAUUUUUCUUUACACACAAUAGGCUCAUCUAAUUUGCUUUUUCAAGGUGCAUAAGGUGCAUACCUUGGGCCUGUGAUUAAUUCUGUAAGUUACAUGACCAAGGAACUCACACCUAACCUUGGGUGUAAGGACAUAAUUGCUUUCUUUGGUCAUCAGCCUGUUUUGCCACGGACACAAUUCAUGGGUCUAUAAUGCAUGAAAUUUCCUUGUUCUUAUUUUCCAUCUUCUACAAAUCUCACAUCUAACAAAAGGGAAGGUAACUUCUAGCCUAUUUUUGUCUUUGUGUAUCUCUUAUUUGAGCAAUUGACAGAAUAACCUAAACCAUUUCCCUAAUCAUCUUCACUAACUGUCUUAACCACCUGUAUCUUUUAGGCUGACUUAGGAAGUCUAAUUAAAUCAUUGAUCUAACUAAUCAUCAUUGCUCUAUAAAAAUCAUCUUCAUUAUGAUCUGCAAGUAAAUUGCCCAGUGAGGAGUGGGAUUUUUCCCAAGAAACAAUCACACUAUAUUAGAUACAGUGGGAUCCUUUCACAUGGUAAUCACACCAUGCCAAAUACAGCAGGAACACAGCAGCAGCAAGCAGGAGCAAGCACAGCAGAAGCAAGGGGCACUAUAGAGACAAUUCCCCCAGGGCUUUUGCUCCUCCAGGAUUUAGCUUUGCUAUUUAGUGAAUUGAACUUCAAAAGCUCCAUUGCUAACUGCAGCUCCUCUGACAUAGCUACUGACAUUCUUACAUGUUGGAAGGGAUUGGCUCAUCCCUUGGAAUUUCUUCUAAGGGUGCUAAUGCUGUUCAUGGGAACUUUGCCUCCAUGACAACUAAACCCCCAAAGGCUCAUAAUAGCACCACCUUGGUUUUAACACAUGAACUUCAGUGGGAGCACACAACCAGACACACAGGACUCUCCAUACACAUUCCCCCUUUCACACACACACACACACACACACACACACACACACACACACACACACACACACACACACACACAGAGAGAGAGAGAGAGAGAGAGAGAGAGAGAGAGAGAGAGAGAGAGAGAGAGACUCCCUCACGUUCUUCCCUGAGUCUUCCUCCCACACAUCCACAAAUUUGCGUAAAUGACAUUUGACUAGGUGCUACAUCUUAAAAGUCAUAAAUGCCUUUCUUUGAAACACUUCAUAGUCAAUUUCCUGAGGGGUUUUAAGGGUUUUUGUUUGUUUGUUCUGUUUUUCGAGACAGGGUUUCUCUGUGUAGCUUUGGAGCCUGUCCUGGAACUCGCUCUGUAGGCCAGACUGGCCUUGAACUCACUCUGUAGACCAGGCUGGCCUCGAACUCACAGAGAUCUACCUGCCUCUGCCUCCCGAGUGCUGGGAUUAAAGGUGUGCACCACCACCGCCCAGCUUAAGUUUUUAUUAACAAUCUUUUUCAUUUUUUUUUAGCUUCUAUACUGAUGUCUCCUUUCUUAUUCCGAGCCGUGUCUUAACAAGGAUUGUGAGAGAUUAUCUUUUUCAUUGGCCCUUUCUUUUGAGUUUGUGUAUAUGUGUGUUUGUGUGUCCACAUGUGCAUGUACAUGCCAGAGGUCCACAUUAGGCAUCUUCCUGAAUUACUCUGCACUUUAUUUUUUUUGAGUCAAGGUCUCUUACUAAAAUUUGAGCUCACCAAUUGGCUAGAUGGGCUGUCCAGAGAAGCCUGGGGAUCCUUCUAUUUCUCCCUAGUCACUGCUAGGGUUAUAGAUAUGUGUUGACUUGCUCAGUUUUUAUAUGGGUGCUGGAGAUACAAACUCAAGUCCUUAUGCUUGUGAGACAGGCACUUUUACCACUGAGCCAUCUCCACAUCCCUUUAUUGGCCCUUUCAAAGGAAAACAAACCUAAACCUUUGACUUAUUCUUUCACUUUAAUUUUUUUCUGCUUCAUUAACUAUCUAUUUACCAUCUCUGGUUUAAUUUUAGAUUAUUUUCUGAGAUGAAGACUAACCUCCUGGAUCAUCAUCUUUAUUGAAUAACCAAGGUCCUCAAAAACCACCAUUUCCUCCAAGUAACGAUCUGACCAUGUCUCAGAGGUUUGCUAUUGGGCAGCUCCUUCACUUUGUAUUAGAGAUAGCUCAUAAUUUCACUUUUUGUUUUCUUUGCAAUGUAAUGCUGUAUAGAAGAGUUUAUCCUAACUUCAGGGUAGUGAAGAGUUUUUUUUUUUAAGAAAAUCUUUCCUUUAUUAUUAUUAGUGUGCAAUGUGUGUGUGUGUGUGUGUGUGUUGUGGUGUGGUGUGUCCAUGUACAUAUGCUACAGUGCUCCUGUUAAAGUCAGAGGACAACUUUCAGGGAGUCAUGUCUUUCCUCCCACUAUGGGUUCCAGGAAUCAAAUUCAGAUUGUCAGGCUUGUGUGGCAAGUUCUUUUAUGCACUGAACCAUCUCACUCACCCAAAUCACCUUUGAAUGGGGGUUAGAGUAGGCUUUAUGUUUUCUAGGGCUGCCAUAGCAAAAUACCACAGUGCUAUAAAGGCCAAGAUCAAGGUCUCAGCAGGGUGGGUCCAUUCUGAGUUUUUCAAGGGAGUCUGGUCCACUUUUCUUCCCUGGAUUCUGGUAGUUUCUACAACCUUGGUCAUUCUGAGUCUUGUUGGUGCUUUCAUCUUCACAUGACAUUCUCCCUAUGUGCACAUCUCUGUGUAUUACUUCUUAGCCACACAGGGUCUAAGCCCACCUUCAUGACCUUCUCUUAACUUGAGCUGUACCACAGACCUCAUCUCCAAAUUUGCAAUCCUCCUGUCUCAGCCUUCCCAGUGCAGAGAUUACAGGUGUGUCACAUGCCUGCUCAUAAAUGACUUUUAAAAGUGUUCUAGAUGCUGUAAAAUCCUGUCUCCUUAAGAAAUGUUAGUCCUUCUCUAUAGUUCUAGAAUAUAGCUUGACAAUUGUACUGCUCUGCAAUUGUUCUUGCUUAUCUAUGACAUCUGUCCAAUUACAUGACAAAGUAUAAUAAUGCUCCAUCAUAGUUAUGUUUUAUUGAAGUAUUCCUCCAUGUCAAGUUUUUUCGUUAUACAUUUAAUCAUUAUAUGCUUGUACUUAUGACUUUAUGAUUCUAUUAGUCAGGAUUCUCACAAUACCUGGGAAUCUCUUCAUUUAUCAGGAGACUUCAGAGCAUUGGGUCACAUGAUGUAGAGACUGAGUAGCAACUGGGCCGCCUAGCAACUGAGGGUGGAGCUAUAUGUAGUUCAAGUCCAGGGGACAUCUAGAGUAGCACCCCUUCCUCUGGGUAAUUUCAUUCUUUUAAACUUUCAUUCAUUAAAGCCUCCAACUGAUCACACAAGACUUACCUACACUGGGGAGAUGGAUAGCUUUAUUCAAAGUCCAACAAUUUAAAUGUCAGUCUCAUCUAAAAUUAUUUUCACAGCCUCAUCUAGACUGCUGUUUAACCAAAACCUGAGUUUUAUAGCCUGGCCAAGUUGGUAUAUAAAAUUGUUCCCUGACUUUAACUUGGUGCCUAUAUCAUCCAUAAAGCCAGAGUGAAGCCUCACAGAGCAUUCAGCUGGCUGCUCUACCCUCAGACAUGCAGAUGGGACAUUUAGCUUUCUCCCUGAAGUCUCUGUUUUGCAGCUUUUCUUCUAGUGGGUGCCCUUCUACGUUUCCACUUUCCUUCCCUGUGCAGUGAGUGGCUUGGCUAGCAUUAGGACCCAAGAGCUGCUAUUUUUCCCAAGCUUUCCCAGCCAGAGUUCUACUUGUAUUCACAGUGAGCACACAGACAGAGGGCAAAGAGAUGCUCUCAUAGAAACUUCCUGGGGCAGCAGGACUUGUGGGAUGCUUAAAUUGUUUGAAGUUUACAAAACCAGGCUUGGUGGUGUACCUCUGUAAUCCUACUGAGGUAGGAGGAUUGCCAGGAAUUUGAGGCCAGUUGGGGAUGCAGAGUGAGACCCUGCCUCAUUCCACCCCAAAAGCCUUUAUGAGGAUUUAUACACAUCUCCAAGGGCCAGAGAAAUGGCUCACAAAACAAAGGUUACUGUCAGAACACAUGAGAAACGGAUAGAGCAAAGAUCUUUCAAGAGGAAAGGUAUGGUGAUAUUUUAUUUGUAUUAAAAUGUUAUUUGUAUGUUAAUAAAUAAAGUUGCCCGGGGGUCAGAGCUAUUAGCAAGCCAUAGGAAAGCAGGGCAGUGGUAGCGUACGCUUGUAAUUCCAGCACUUGGUAGGCAGAGCUGGGUAAGUCUCUGUGUGUUCAGGGAUACAGCCAUUAUUGGAUACACAUGCCUUUAAUCUUAAUACCAAUCAUGGAAAACCUGGAGGCCUAUACAGACAGGCUGUGAGGAGGCGGUCAUGUGGUUGGGUUUACAACCAAUGAGAAGGCAGGACAGGAACUCUAUAUAAAGACUUUAACACAGGGGUAGCUCUGGUUCGGAGAGGUAGGACCACCGCAGGAGGAAGGGUAAGGUUUUAGCUCUUAGCUCUGACCUCUUGGCUUUCUUCUUUGCAUUGGUUCUGUGUUUAUUAUUUAAUAAGAAGGUUGGAUACAUCUACAUUUGGCGCCCAACGUGACAAGAAUUCAUUAAAAACCGCUUGGCUUGGCUUGGCGGCAGGUCCAGUUUCCAGCCUGGGCGGCCCGGCUGCCUACCUUGGGCCCAGGCCUGACUGACCCGCAGCUGGAGCUACUUGCAACUGCUACAAACAACUCAGACCUGCCCUGCUGAACAGGGCCCCUGCCUGUAAAGCCAAGGCUUGACUCGGCUCAAGCGGCUACACUUUCUC
This is a messenger RNA of Peromyscus californicus insignis, 13498 nucleotides long. RefSeq names its product three prime repair exonuclease 2 (gene Trex2). Lineage: Eukaryota; Metazoa; Chordata; Mammalia; Rodentia; Cricetidae. Gene Ontology annotation, biological process: DNA catabolic process. The transcript has a single exon. Gene Ontology annotation, cellular component: cytoplasm. Bases 4008 to 4718 code for a protein of 236 amino acids. The record is from RefSeq and is a predicted model, not a curated record. Gene Ontology annotation, molecular function: nucleic acid binding; 3'-5'-DNA exonuclease activity.